CAGCCUACAGAAGCUCGGUGCGUCUGAUCCGCAGCACCCUCGGUCCAUUUCGCGCGGCCCGAGUCCUGUGGGAGUCGCAGAGCCCAGGUUGGGGACCUCGGUUCCCGGUGCGCAGCGGAGAUCGCCGCGGCGCUUAGGAGAUGCCCCGGAGCGAGGCGCGUCAGAACGCGCCGUGGGACCCAGCGCGGGCAGAGCUAGCGCCUGAGUUUGCAGCUCAGCUCAGGAGGAUUGGAGACAAACUGUAUUUAGCUUGGUGUGAACCCGACAUCGCUGAGGUGCUGGCGGAGAUGCCUAGCAAGAAGACGCAAAAGAGCGCGACAAGGAGCCCGAGCCCAACGCCGGUGCCAGCAGAUGGGGAAGAUGAGUUUACUCAACUCCGGAGAAUUGGAGACAAACUGAAUUUCUGGCAGAAACUUCUGAAUUUUAUUUCCAAGCUCUUUAAUUCAGUAACCUGAGUUCAUCAAAAGUUUUUGCAAGCAGGGGACUCCUAAAAAGGAAGUUCCCCCAGUUGGUGCAAAUGUCUAUUAUGGGAUGGACAGUGAUGUGAUGGAGGGGGAUGCUUCUGAGCACAGAUUGUGAAUGGCAUGAAUGAAUUUCUUCAGGAAAGGUUUCAGAAACCUUUCUUUGAGCUGUGAUAACAUGAAACCACAUUCCUUUUAAAACGAGACAAGAGGAAUCAUGGGAAUAGGGAAGAAACUGUCUUUUGAGAGUUGUCUGGUGUCUUUGCCAAGGCUGUUGUCCUGAGUCAUGGGAAGGGGCGUGGCAAAUGAUUACAUCUGAUGGGGAUAGUUGUUCAGUAUUGCCUUUUCCUUUUUGACAGCAACUCCAGAAUAACGUGUGCUAUUUAGUUUCAUUCACUUAAUCUUCUGAGAGGAAACAUUUAAUUUUUGUUAACAUUGAGUGUUAUAGUGAAUACUGAUUUUAUAAGUCACUGUGAACCUAUUGUGUCUA
Molecule: messenger RNA, 951 nt
Organism: Microtus ochrogaster (prairie vole)
Lineage: Eukaryota; Metazoa; Chordata; Mammalia; Rodentia; Cricetidae
Gene: Pmaip1
Product: phorbol-12-myristate-13-acetate-induced protein 1
Biological process (GO): positive regulation of apoptotic process; apoptotic process; DNA damage response
Cellular component (GO): mitochondrion
Source: RefSeq, a predicted model, not a curated record